AACAGCUAGUAAACAAAGCAAUGCUCCAUUCCAGUAAAAAUUGGAUUCCAUCAUGGACGACUGUCCCAUUUGUCCCCAUCUUUCAAAGCUGACACAUUUUUACAGAGGCGUCUUCCCAAAGGCUCUCCGCAGACUGCUGCACCAAGAGGCCGUCGAUAAAUCCACUGGCAGUUUUGUCGAUUUUCUUAAUGAUAAGAAAGAAAUCCUGUUUCACAUGAAAGGCAAACAGUGCUGUUGUGGUUUCAGACAGAGAAAUUCAGUAUUAAAGGAGGCCGAGUGGAAUAAUUUAUAUACAUCUCGGAGUAACUCUUGUCCAAACAACUGCACCGACUGCUUCCAUGUAUAUAAAGCUCGAGAAUGGAUGACGGUGGAUCAGCUCGAUUUUUCUCUUGCUUGUGUUCUUUUGCGCAACAUUUGUCCAAAUCAAUACGAGAACACCAUCAAGACUGCUCAGAAGCACAGAAAUGAAGUAAUACACUUAGAAAAGUCAUCAAUAGAUGGAGAGGAAUUCGAAUUACUCUGGAACAAGGCUUUAAUAUCACUUUCUGAUAUUGCUGAUCUUGUUUCCAAAGAGUUUAAAGAAGAGAUCAUUCUGGAAGCUGAGCUAGUUUACAAAUACAAACCGGAAUUGUCCAGAUAUCUAGAAAACACACUUUGUGAGGUAGAAGAACACGAGAAAGAUGACUCGUUUACGCCGAUAAAAGUAACACAGUCUAUUAUACACUCACUGGAUCACUAUGGCAUUGCUGUUGUUGUUGGCUACCUUGCAUGGAAGCGGGAAGUCCUCAAUAGGUUUGGAAGUUAUCCGACAAAUGUAUUCCAAUGACAAAACUGUGAUCAAGCUCAAUCAGGUUCAAGACUGGAGCAAACUUAUUAAUCCAAAAUCUAAUCCUGUUGUCUUAAUUGAUGACUUUUUGGGGGCAUCAAAUACGUCCCUUGCUGGGAUUUUGGAGGUAAAACCUCUUUUUAGCACAAUUUUUGCUUGUGUGAAAAAUAGUAGUACCAAAGUUGUGUUGACUAUUCGGAAAUCAAUUUACGAAAGAUGGCACAACUAUUUAGAAGAAUCAAGACUGUUUGAAUGCAAACAUGUAAUUGAUCUAACUGCAGAGGAGAACAGUCUAAAUCUAGAAGAAAAGAGAACUAUGUUAAGAAAUCAUUUGCAGAGCAAAGGAAUCCGUGUAUUGAGAACGAAAAAGGAGACGCAGAAAUGUGAUGAGCCCAGUAUUGAUCAAUUUACAGUGGAGGCCAUUGCUCAUACAAAUGCUCAUCAGUUUCCUCUUUUAUGUUUCUUAUUCACAAAGUCAGAUAAGCAUCUUCAUCUCGGACUGAGGUUCUUUGAGCAACCGAGGAAGACAUUAGUAGCAGAAAUUGACUCAUUCAGGAAAUCUACCGAAGCAAAGGAAAGAUGGAAAUUAGCUGUUUUGUCGUAUACCGCAGUCUCAGGAAACGUGAUCAACCAUAGAAAUUUAAACAUGGACUGUAUUACUAUUAUUGCAGAAUCCCUAAACUUAAAAGUUCAAAACAGAAUUGAAUGCAAAAGAGUGAUAGCAGACGCAAUCGAGGAACUGGUGAAUGAUUACAUUAGAAUGACAACUGGAAGUCGAGAUACAUACGAGUUCAUCCACUUUACGUUUUUGGAGGCAACAGUCCUUUCUUGUGGACUGGUUUUUCCUGAACUGGUGGUGGAGCAUUGUAACAAGGAUACUUUGUUUCAACUGAUAAGACCAGAGCGUUAUACUGAGAGAGAAGGAGAGGUUAUCUUAAGAUUAGACUUGGAUUGUUUUGAAUCACUUGCAAAACGAUUUAUUUCAGAAAUCAUUUUUGACAAGAAAAUUAUUCCCCAUGUUUUAUUCCAUCCUGUCAUGGAAGAUACAGAGUUUUCUGAACAGUUUUUCUCUCAGCUUGAGUCAUCUAUUGUAAAUAAGGAUUUACUACCGAGUGAUGUCUACCAAAUUUUAAUAGAAGCAUCAAAAUGGGGUCAUCUAAGAACUGCGAAGACUUGCUUUUCGUCCGGUAUUCCGCAACAUGUUUUAGAGGAAGCGGUCAACUAUGCAAGUUAUAAUAAUCAUGCUAGUGUUGUUGAACUUUUAGUCAAAGAUUUGAAACCUGAUCCAUAUUUCUUACAGGCUUGUAGUUUUGGUUGCGAUGAUGUAGUCAGUAUAUUGUUUAAAAAAGGUUUCAUUCGAGAUUUGGAAUUAUUAAAGGAGGGAAUUUUCAGGUCAUCUAAAGCUGGCCAUUCAAAGUUAACCAAUGCACUACUCAAUGUGUAUAAAGGAUGUCUAAAAGCCUCUGAAUUUAAGAGAACGGUCUUGAAAAUUUUAUACGACGCGAUAGAAGCAGAAAAAGCAAAAACUGUAAUGGACAUUAUAUCGUAUCAGGGAUUGGACAUAGAAACCGAGGAUUUAAUUGGUUUAGUUUUGGAAUCUUGUUAUUCAAAUCAAUUAGAGUUUGCAGAGUAUCUUCUCCGAAAAUACGCUCAUUUGCAUAUUGAAAAUCGGAAUUUGUUAAAAUUAUUCAAGGGAAGUAGAUUAUGUGUAGACUUAAUUUUUGAAUUGAAAGAUAUUUUCUGCUUACAGAAUUUCUUUAGUGAUGAAAAUAUCAAAACUAUUCUAAUAUCCGCUAAUCAUGGGAUUUACAUUAUUGAGAAGGCAUUCGCACGCUUUCCAAAUGAAGUCAAGGAAUCUGUACGUUCAUCACCUGUUCUGUUGCUUCAUUUGUUGUGGAUCGGUCGUCAUUCGAUUGUCUCUCAGAUCCUAUUGGAGAACACUGACCUUUUGCAAAUUGUCCAGGACUUGAUUAAACAAUUUUUAGGAAAGUAUUCCAUUGCCGAAUUUGCUGCUUAUUGCGGGUUUCCAAGUCUUGACCUGUUUACUGGGAAUGAAUCUUGUGAGAGGCUUGGUUUGCUAUCUUGUGAGAGGCUUGGUUUGCUAUCUUGUUGUAUUGAAGGAUUUCGAGCACAAGCAAGGCUACCUGAUCUAGAGCCCCAUUUGGGCUAUCUUAAAAAUGCACCUUUACAUGGAACUGUUAAUUUCUUUGAGACGGAUUCCCGUCAGCUGGGUUAUUUUCUGUGCUUACAGUCUCUGAAUGAUGAAACCAGUAAACUCAAUACAGAUUCUCCUAUUUUCAGAAAAAUAAUGGAGAUCAUGAAUGACCAUUUUGAAUCGGAGACGCUGUCUUUCUUAAAAAACGAAGAUAAUUUGUUGUCUCUUCGUUUACUGACAAUAUCAAGCAGGAAAUUGGAAGUGCUAAAAAUGCUUCGCACAGUUCUUCUUCAACAUUUAGACUUUGCGAACAUUGAAGAAAUGUGUUCGGUCAAUAAGCUCAUGACAUGA
Saccostrea cuccullata (small rock oyster) is the source of this 3332-nucleotide messenger RNA. RefSeq lists its product as uncharacterized. The record is from RefSeq and is a predicted model, not a curated record. Lineage: Eukaryota; Metazoa; Mollusca; Bivalvia; Ostreida; Ostreidae. Bases 738 to 3332 code for a protein of 864 amino acids. The transcript has 3 exons.